UAACAUUUAAAAAAAGAAUUGUUUUUAUGGAUUUAUCUGAAUUCCUAUUUAAAUUUAGCUACACCAUGUGUAGGCGGAGUCAUUAGAUUUUAAUAGAGACAUGUGAAUGUUCUUACUGAUGUGUAUUCACAUGGAAACUUACCUUCUUUUGUUAUGUCGCUGCAUGAGAUGACUGUCAAAGAUACGUCCCAACCCAUGGCGAAAAGACAAAAGAUUGAGUCGGAUAAAUCCUAUGCAAAAGAUAUGCAAGCAUCGGACAUUUCAAAAGAAGAAAGACCAUCGGAUGAAGAAGUAAUUGGUGUAAUAAUAGCUGCUACACGUACGGAAGACAUUAACACAGUAGACUUUAGCUAUAAUUCUUCCGAUUUUAAAGUAUCACCAGGUGAAGAGCCAUUAUCUGAUUCGGACAUUCCACCAAGACAGAAAAGGGAUAAAAAGAAAAAAGCAUACGAAAGGAGAAAAGUCAGAGAAGCUUUCAGCAGAUAAAGGACCAACAAAGUGACUCAACAAACAUAAUUGAUCAAACUAAAGUUUAAUUGAAAAUGUUUUAAUGCUUUAUUUGUCAAAAGUUUGUAUCAACAAUGAUCUCAAAAAAAUUGUUGUAAUUAUUGUACUGUAGUGGUUGGUCUGCUAAGCGCCGCUGCUAAGUGCAGAUAAAUGUUGCUUCAAGCUAUUUUUAUUAUUGAUGAUAAUAUAGGUUUAUUGAAUUUUACGCGUAUAAGAGAGAUUCUUGCUUCAAUGAAAAAAGGUGAUUAUUUCAAAGUCAGAUUUUGUCAAAUAUAAGUCCAAUGUGUUAAAAAAAAUCCAACUUAUAUCUUACCUUAAUUAUUUGAGUUAUGUCUAACCUUAAUUGAAAUAUUAGAUUAAGGCAAACAGAAAGUGAGUAGUAUUCUCAUGGCAAUUACAUUUUAUAAACCAGUACAGUAUUACUUCCUUACGCGUAAAUAUACGGUUUUUGUGAUAAAGGAGAGACAACAAUUAUGCAUGAAAAUGCACUAGUUUAGGAAUUUAAAACUUGUGUUAUCAUUAUAUGAUCGAUAAUAUUACUAAUACUUAAAUUUCAGUUCGAAACACUAUGUUCACGUGAUCAUUAUUUAUUGCAGUUUAUGGCAUUUUUAUAUAUGCUACAGAAAAAUAUUAACGAAUAGAUAUACUUAAGAUUAAAAUAAUUAAUUGUAGCAUUCUCUUAUCAUGCAAUAUAUUUUAAUUGGUAAUAAAAAGAAUCCAUGAACAUGUACUUACAUGUCCUAAUGAGCUAAAUGUUGCAAUUCUAAUGUAACAAUUUUCAUAUGAAGGAAAAAAGUUUUCUGUCGAAUAUUAGUAUGUCAUAAGUAUAUCAUACACAAUGAUAAGCUAACAUAAUUUUAGGGAGCACUCAAGUUUGUGCAAUACCAUUCAGUAUUUAAAUAUCAAUUACCAAUUAUCUUUACAAACGUACCAUUACUACUACUUGAACCACAUAAAUUAUGAUAAAUAGUGUGCAAUAUAAUUCGCUACGUAUCAUGUAAAGUGAUACGCCUGUAUAUCAUUUUCUAUUUUACAAAAAAAAAAAAAAAAAAUUAAAGACAAAUCAUUUUUCAAAUGUUUUAUCAUGAAGGCAAAAUGGAUUCCAAAAUACAGAGGAAUUUAUCAUUUUUCUGGUCUAAAACAGUAUUGCUUUACUUUUCUUUAUAUUUCUGAGUAUUUUUUUCAGUUUAUUUAGAUGUAAUUAAUAUAACGUUAUAUCUAGGGAAUGGUAUUGUAUAAAAUGUUUUACACGAAAUUGUGUUUGAUAUUUAAGAUUAGAAAGACCAAACCUUGCAUGUGUGUGCAAUGCUGUAAACAGAUUCAUUUUAAACUUGAAUCAUACACUAUAUUGCUCUAUCGUCAAAAGUUGAAACUAAAUAUAUCAAUGACUGAUAAAUCGUUUGACAUUGUCGUCCAUCGACGGUACUAGUUCUUGAAGAGGACAUGAAAUGUGAAUAUUAUCAUAUGGUAUAUGUAAGCAAACAGUUUAUGUAUUUGUUAAAAAAACUCUACUUAUUUUACACAUUUUUAUGAAAAAAUGUUUGUUUUUAAAGUCUAUCAAAUUUUCUAGUGUUUAAUUUUAAGUUAUAGGCAAUUUUAUGCUAAGUCAAAAACUAUACAUGUAACAGUUUUUCAGAAAGUUUGUAUCACUGUUUGUUUGACUGGUUUAUAGUCAAAAACAAAACAAGAGUUACAAAAUUUUCAACAUAGCAUAAGUUGAAGUGAGACAAUUCAAAAGCAAAUUUAUAGUUUAUGAUUUAAAAUACUUUUUACUGUAUUUAAUUGAUCAGCUCUAUUUGUAAAAUAUGAUAUUCAUCAGUGACAAUUAUCUAAGAAACAUUGUUUUGUUAAAUGACCAAAUUUAUUUUCGAAAUUUGUUGAUGCUAUUAAGUGUUUUAUUUGCAAUAUAUGUCAUGGUUAAUCCCUGAAAAACAGCUACAAUAAAAAGUUAUUGACUCUUUAAAAAUGGGAAAAUGCAAAACAUUUUCUCCGAUCCUGCAUGUUUGAAAAUAUAUCUAUAGUUUAGAGUAAGCAGUAUUCUAUUGAUAUAUCAUGUUAAAUAUUAAUGCAAACGGUACAAAAACAAGCUUUCAUUGAAAACAUAUACUAAUUCAUUUCCUUUAUAUCUUUAAAAGUUGUGUGAACGUUAUUCACAUCGUACAAUCUACACAUGCCAGGUUUGAAGUAAAUUGACACAUGUACAUAAGCACGGCAGUAAGGUUCACCGCCUCAGUAGCCUAGUGGUAAAGCAUCCUUCUCCAGUGCGGAAGGUUGUGGGUUCGCUCACCAGCCGCGUCAUACCACAUAUAUAAAAAUGGUACGAGUAGAUUUCAUCGCAUCAUGCUCAGCAGUAUUCUGGAUAGCUCUAGAGUUAGACAACCCGGUGUCAGCUUAUUGUGACUGGAUGGAAUAUCAUGUCACGUGUCCACGGCGUGAUAUUUCAGUGAGACAGCUGUCACAAAUAGACAUCGUCGUGUAUAUGACUGAAAAAUUGUUGAAAACGACGCUUAACCAAAACACAUGCACACACUUCUGUAAGGUUCAUUUUUCGGGGUGACUGCUUUAUUUGUGUAAUUUGAUACACCACCUUAUAACAACUGACACCUUAUUACAACUGAUAAUAUGUUUAUUUGCAUUUUGUGCAAACCUGUCUCAGUAAAUCUUGUUUUUCUGUAUUUUGAAUAAUUUUUGACAAACUAUAUUCGAUUAAAGGGAAACAACUAAGAUUCAAUUUUGUAUUCCAUAAUAUACCAAAACUAUGAUGUAAAGUUGAUGACAUGAAAAACAAACAAAACAAAAACGGAAGCAAAAUAUUCGGGAAUAUUUGUACAUAAUAUUGUUAUAACCUUUACCAAUGCAAUGUUAAGAAUGUUUCAAUCUAUCAUUGUUUUCUUUAUUUUGAGCUUUUUGUAACAAUAUGUAUGCAGAUAAAGAUAAGCAACUCAAGAAGUAUUAUGUAAAGCAAAAAAUGCAAACGCUUCAAUGCGUAAACAUGUGUUACGAAAUAAUGAUAAACAAAUGAGUCUUACGAAAUUUUGUAUAGCUUAUUAUAUGUUGAAACACUUUAUGGUUAAAAUAAUAAUAGUUUUUGAGAAAUUAUGGACAUUUGUAUGCAUUUCAAAGCUUUUUAUUUUCAUACCUACUUUAAUAGACCUUGUAUACGUGACUAAAACUACAAAACUUGUUCAUAAAGAAUGUUACAAAGCAAAACCAAACUAUUCUAAAAUUACAAUUUAUUCGUUUAUUGUGUUAAGAGAAAGCACAUUUAACACAUGGAAUCUUAUUAUUUUCCCCGUAAAAAGUAUUCUGUCGCAAAAGCUUUUGCAAAUUAUUUAACUUCAGUUUGCUUGUUGAUAUUAACAUUGUAAACAAAUAAAGGGAAGCAAUACUGAUAGAAAUUUGUAUACCAGUGUACUUGCAAAUGUGUCCAAAGUUCAAACAUAAUUGUAUUAUUGCAUUAUGGAAGAUGCAUGUCAACAUUAUAAACAUAAUCAUAAACUAGUUACUUCAAUUCUUUAUUUUUAAAUGUAAACACACGAUCUUUUUAUACAUCAUUAUUUUUAAAAGUAGUUUGAAAAUCAAGUAUUUUGGUGUUUGUACACUGUCGUUUUGAUAUUUCUUUUUUGUAAGGGAGAUGAUGUGUGCUUUUAAGCCAAACAAGUGUAUGAUUUGAAAUGAAGUAAAAGUAUACUUGUAAUGUUAAAUUGAUAUGAAUCUUGGUUUAACAUUUCCGUUUUAUAUUUAUACUGCUUCCAUCGAAUGUAACAACUCUUGAAGAGGAAAACUUAUGAUUGAAUUAUUGUAUCCAUCAUUUUCAAAAUGACUGUUGUUACCUAUUUGGCUGGUUAUUCUUUCAAAUAGAUUCACCGGAACAAUUAUACGCAUGCGCAUACUGUACUGUUAAAAGCAGGCUUUCAAUUUCUGUGCAAAAAUAUGUUAUUGUUACCAAACAUAAACGAUAUAUGCAGAUAUAUUAAGUUUAUUUGAAUCAUGUUAUUGUAUGUUAUAAAGUGACUUGAAACAUAUCUUGAAGUUUGUGUUAUUGUGUGUAUAUUGAACAAGAUAUAAUAAAAAUGAUAAUCAUUA
This is a messenger RNA of Mercenaria mercenaria, 4593 nucleotides long. RefSeq lists its product as uncharacterized. The coding region runs from base 154 to 486 and encodes 110 amino acids. The record is from RefSeq and is a predicted model, not a curated record. Lineage: Eukaryota; Metazoa; Mollusca; Bivalvia; Venerida; Veneridae. The transcript is spliced from 3 exons.